CAACUCGGUUUACCGGAAUUUGUUGCGGGUGCUAUGGAGAACUACGGUCUUAUUAUCUAUAAAUACCAAUUUGUUGCAAUUCAUCCAAAGGAUUCGACGACGGAUGCGCGACAAGCGGCCGCAAAGGUGAUAUGUCACGAGCUAGCGCAUCAGUGGUUCGGUGAUACGGUGACGGCGAUGUGGUGGGAUGAUCUGUUCCUUCAGGAGGGUUUUGCAGCUUUCUUUGAGCGAUUCAAUAUGCGCAUGGCAAUUCCACAACAGAAACCGUACAUACUAACGAAAUGGUUAACACAACGGAUUCAACCAUCACUUCGGCUUGAUGCAAUUAUAAAACGCUCACAUCCUUUGUAUGCGUAUAAUGGACCGGAAUUCGAUCUAAUAACCUAUGGAAAAGGUGCAUCAGUGCUGCGAAUGAUUUACUCGGUGCUUGGAGCGGACAAUUUCCGUUCAUCAUUGCAAGCCUACAUCAAGAAGUAUCAGUUCUCGAACGCAGAUCACGAAAUGCUUUUCGCUGAAUUCACUGCUGUAAUGCAAUUGUUUGUUGAACGCAACUUUUCGUUGGAAUCACCUUAA
Anisakis simplex (herring worm) is the source of this 573-nucleotide messenger RNA. The record is from the annotation of a GenBank genome assembly. NCBI's taxonomy places the organism in Eukaryota, Metazoa, Nematoda, Chromadorea, Rhabditida, Anisakidae.